Molecule: messenger RNA, 327 nt
Organism: Tricharina praecox
Lineage: Eukaryota; Fungi; Ascomycota; Pezizomycetes; Pezizales; Pyronemataceae
Exons: 1
Molecular function (GO): protein binding
Source: RefSeq, a predicted model, not a curated record
AAGCCUCCGCCGCGCCGCCACCGCCACAACGAAGUGCUCAACCACACGUGGGCACGCACCAUCCCCGCGGCUGCUAGACGCCGCUACGAGGGCUUGUUCGCAUCUAACUCCCCGGGGUACAAGUAUAUCGAGAACUAUGUCGUCCGUGAACUGUGGCAGCGAAGUCGCCUCGAGAACCGUGUGCUCGCCGAGGUGUGGCAGCUUGUGGAUCGAGGCGCGAAGGGACGGCUCAGCAGGGAGGAGUGGGUGGUCGGCCUGUGGAUCAUCGAUACCGCGCUCAGGGGCGGGAAGGUCCCCGUUAGGGUCGAGGAGGGCGUGUGGAAGAGU